AUGUGGGAAGGCAGCGGCGUGGCGUUUUUGUGCCACGUCGAAAAACGUCCCUCGGAAGAUCUGAGCGAGCUCCGAGGCUCGGCCUCGUCUCAUGAGGUCUCACCGGUAGAGCGAGAGAAACGUCGGCGGAGAGCAGAAGGGAAAGAUCAUGAACAGCAGCCGACAAAUCGGGACUGCAGGGGCUUUCCGACGGGCGCUUCGUUUUUCUGUUUCGAACGCCCUCUCGUUGCUGCCGGCCGCCUCUUUGGAGCUGCCCCCGCCUCGCGGGACUUUGAGGUACUUCAGCCAGGCAACUCGGUGCAACAUAUCCACGGCUUUCUCUUCGGCGGCGGCAGUGUCUUCGGCCUAGGCGCAGUAGGCGGCCUUCUCGAAUUUCAACGAAAGCGAGGCGUCGGACUUCCUACGUCUGCAGGACCAAUUCCUGUUUGUCCCGCGCUCGGAAUUUUUGACUUGCCGCCUUCUCCGCCGGCUGUCCCUCCAUUUCCGCUCCCGCUGUUCGUAACAUCUGAAGAUGUCGCCGCUGCAUGCGACGCAGCCGCGAGUGUGCUCGCCGCCACAGCGUCAUUCGCGACGCCAGCCGAGGCCGAACACGGUCACCAGCAACGGAGGAAACAGGCAGCGACCAAGAAACGAAAAUUAACUCCAACUUGUCUUCCGCCGCGUGUUCGCUGUUUCCUUGAGCCCCGUAACCCGAAUUUCGCUGCGGCGUCUCCCCAGCCAUGCAGAGACCCCCCGACGGUCGCGUGCGUCAUCUCCGACAGUCCUCUUCUUCCCUCGGCGUUCUCCCCUCCAUCCCCCUCGGCGCCACCCUCGCACGCGUCCCAGUCGUCUAGUCUCGCGUCCUCGUGCCCCUCGUCUUCGUGUUGCGGCACAUCUCCGUCGCUGGCUUUGCCGCAGCGUGUGCUGGAGUCGCUUGCUCUGUCGUCUGCUGCUUCGCACGAACCGUCGCAGACGUCCGCGUCACCUUUCCGUUCUCCGCGGCAGCGCCCCCGUCGCGGCUGGGCGGGCGCGGUCGGAGCCGGCGUCGGGGCGACAUGCGGGAAAGUUGCAGCGGGCGGAGGCUUCUCGGGGCGCCAGGGAGGCUGGGGUGAGGCGUAUCGCGAACGGCGGUGGCGAGCGAGGCUGCGAGAGCAGGAGCCAGAGGCCACUGGGGAUGGCCGCGAACGACGCGGAGGAGGAGGCGAGGAGGAACAUGGCGCGAGAGAGACGAGAGAGACGGGCGAGGGCCGACACAAAGUCGCGGCCGCCGGAGAAGGAGAGCCCACGCCGCCUGGGACAAAGGGGGCGCCGCCUGAGACCCUGCUUAGGGUCCAGGCAUUUGUCGUCGUCAACAGCUUCGGAGAUGUCGUGCAAGGUUCCGCAAGGAGCAAGGACGGAAGUAUUGCCCUGGGGCUGCAGAAAGACGGCAUUUUGCACUCGACGGCUGAACUCCUCGAGGAGGCUGAUCAAGAGCUCCUGUCAACACCAAUUCAGCAACGGAACACGACGCUUGUUGCCGUCUUUACCAACCUGGCGUUGGAGCGCGCGGCUCUCUCCAGGGUUUCUACCAUGGCUGCCGCUGGGAUGGCCCGAGCGAUCCGGCCGGCAUUCUCUUCCGUUGACGGCGACGCAGUGUUGGUCAUUUCCACUGGAGAACUCGACGUCGGGAGCACCGACGAGACGACAUCCGAGAUCAUCGUGGGAAGCAUGGCCGCGGAGUGCGUGACUGAUGCUAUCCGACAGGCUGCAGGGGCGUUUCUUCCCGCAGACCUCCCUGUCAAAGCAGAUCUGACACGGAUGACGUUCUCUGUGCGCCAAUCAGAUUUCUUCGGCUUGACUUUGGGUGAUGGAGGUAGCAGGAUUUGCCAGCUGCUAUACUAA
Messenger RNA from Besnoitia besnoiti, 1860 nucleotides. RefSeq lists its product as uncharacterized. Bases 1 to 1860 code for a protein of 619 amino acids. Gene Ontology annotation, molecular function: aminopeptidase activity. The record is from RefSeq and is a predicted model, not a curated record. NCBI's taxonomy places the organism in Eukaryota, Apicomplexa, Conoidasida, Eucoccidiorida, Sarcocystidae. The transcript is spliced from 9 exons.